UGUGAGGUCAUAACUCAACAAACGCGCAAGAAAUCACAGCACAUAAUAAUCGCACGUUUCCUCAGAUUAUCUUUCGACACUAGUUCCUGUAAUGCAAACUACGACUUCUUGGUCAAUCCAGUGCCAGAGAGAUACUACAAAAGGUGCUACAGAACUACCUCGCAGAGAAGCAACGUCUUCCACCAUCGUGCCAUCGUCAUGCAUUUUUUCAACUGGAUUGAACAAGCUGGGAGCGACUACUGGCUUCAUAGACAUUCUAUAGACAUAACGUUUGUAUGUUAUGUCGCAAGCGUCCGUAUUCCAGGCCUAUUUUCCAGAAUUCAACCAGAAUUUCAUCAAGCAAGUAUAUUAUUAACUACUGUUAAGAACAAUGGCCAAGAUUAUAAAUGGCAACCAUAACACUUUAACUUCUGAUGAUGGGCCAAUGAAUGGACACAUCCUGGUCACAGGAGGAGCAGGCUACAUUGGGUCAACGCUCAUUCCUAUGUUGCUGGAACGUGGGUAUGAAGUCACCUGCUAUGACCGCUUUCUAUGGGGAGUAAGUCCCCUUCUUUCUGUAAUAGAAAAUGCACGAUUUCACAUCAUCAAAGGAGACAUCCUUGAUAAGGAUUUACUGAGGCAAGCCAUGGCUGGAAAAACUGGUGUGGUGCAUCUGGCUGCCAUAGUGGGAUACCCAGCAUGUGACAAAGAUCCUGAACUUGCUCAAGCAGUUAAUGUUGAGGGAACGCGUAAUGUAGUGCAGCUGAAGAUGCCUGACCAGCCUGUGAUCUAUGCCAGCACAGGUUCUUGUUAUGGGGCUGUAGAGGGUGUCUGCACAGAAGAGACCCACAUAUCACCACUUUCUUUAUAUGGCCGCAGCAAAGCGGAGGGAGAGCAGCUAGUGCUGAAUGCUGGAGGCACUGCAUUACGUCUUGCCACAGUUUUUGGCAUAUCACCUCGAAUGCGUUUGGAUCUCUUGGUGAAUGAUCUCACCUAUAAAGCCCUGACCAUUAAAGAGUUUGACUUGUAUGAGGGCCACUUCCGUCGCACCUUCCUUCAUGUACGAGAUGCAGCCCGGGCUUUCAUAUUUGCUCUUGAGAAGCAGAAGAUUAUGCAUGGGCAGGCCUAUAAUGUUGGUGAUGAGUGCAUGAAUCUCACCAAAAAUGAAGUAGCUCAAAUUAUCCAAAGCAAGGUGCCCAGCUGCAAUAUUGUGGUGUCAACAACAGGUGAGGACAAAGACAAGAGAGACUAUGAAGUUUCUUAUGAAAAAAUUCGUCGUCUUGGCUUCCGUUCUAGUCUUAGUGUGGAACAAGGUGUCCAUAGCUUGCUCAAGGUACUGCCCAAUCUACUUCCUGAGGAGGUUGCUCGAUGCAAAAAUGUCUAACUCUCAGUUAACUUAUUAAUUACAAGUUUAAAAAAAAAAAUCAGUGGAAUUAUUUAGGGGACCUGCGUUUUGUCAUUGGAGAAAUAUUAUGGAGUUUAUUUUUUGUUUUUGUGAGAAAACAAGGAGGUUGACAUUGUAAUAAUAUAUCAAAUAAUUGUUCCAUCUUUUCAAACAGUGCAGUGACUUAAUGUGCUUCAGCAUUUAUUUGUGGUCUUAUAAAUGUGUUCAUUUGUUGCAAAUUUGUGUGUUUUUAGAAAGCACUUUACACACCUUUAGUGACCGCCUUUCUUUUUCUUUUCAGUAUUGAGUCAAGACACUGACUUAUGUGUGACAUGUCUACAGAUACAUACAUGCAUGUAAAUGCACAUACACAUAUUUGCAAGAAAUGAUCAGUGUACAUGCUGUAUCUUUCAUGCCGUGUGAUAAGAACUUAUAAUUGAUAAGGCUUAAAAAAACCCAUUAUAUUUCUUCCUGUCAGAUUCAUAUCAUAAACGAAAUAGUACAUGGCUAAAGUUAGUACUCAUCAUGUGGGUAUUAUCUUCCAGCAGUGCUAGCCAUGGCUUCUAUGGAUAUAGUUUGUCUUUCCAAUUUGAUUGAUGAGUGAAUACAAAAACCACAACUAUGUGAGGGAUGCAAAAGGGGUUAUAUCAACUUCAUGCAUCUAACUGUACAUCUUGAAUAUGUAUUUUUCAUUCCAGUGUGGCAUCAGCAAAUAGAAUUAAUGGUAUAUAUAUAUAUGUGUGUGUUUGUGUGUAUUUUUAUAUAUGAGAAUGUUUAUAUAUUUAAGUAUACAGAUGUGUACAUGAAAAGUAUUUGUAAUUAUAUGAUGGUUUUAAGAGAAUAUCCAUGUUUGGGAAAUCUUUAAUAAAAUCCUAGAUGUUGACCUCUCAGUCAGUUGAUUGUUUGGAAUCUUUAUUUUGAGAUGUAGUCCACAUGAGAACUUUAGAUUUGGUGAUCAGCUAUCACCAAUUACGAUGUUAAUUUACUUCAUAUAUCUUGAGGACUACAAUUUUUUUCUUGGGUAUGGUUCAUUGUUUAUAAAGCAGUGACAUUAAUUUUUUCCUUAUUGCCAUUGAGUGGGAUCUAUCUUGGUCGUGGUACUUCGCAUUAUUAAUACCCAUUAUUAUUAUUGCCAUGAAGAUGGUCCAGUGCACAUUGGUUAGCACCUGUCACUAAUAUAGUGAAGGUUGCUUAUCCUAGGCUCUUCUCUUAUCUCAGGCAUGCUGUUUUUUUCUCUGCAUGUGGCAACUGUUUACAGGGCUAGCUGCUUUGCUGCGAUAAAGCCUUAGUUUUAUUUAGUAAAACAUCAGUGCCAUGUUGCCGUGACAAUCAGAAAAUGACGCUUAUAAUCAAGACUGAAUUUUUUUUUUAUCUGUUAACAAACAAACAAACAUUGUCUGUUAACAUCAUGUCUUAGAAAAAUGAAAGAAGUAUUAGUGGCCCCUAAAACAAUUCUUGUAAGGCUAUAAGAUUUAUGAAUCACUUUAAAUGUAGUUUAACUAAUAGCUACCAACACAUUGGAAGUGUAGGAGCAAGGUAUUUUUGUUUUAAACUUUGUUGUUUAAUAUUUUCAAUUUGAUAAAAAGCUUAUAAGUGGCAUUCUUGGAUGACAUGUGAGACUGCCAUAUCUUGAAUCUUGCUUUAAAAUAUGGUCAUAAAGGUUUGCCUUUCACAUCUGGACACCUUGUGAUGACAGAUAUAGUUUCUUUUUGUUUUUCGUAUUAGCCUGAGUAACAAAAAAUCAGUUGCUAUUACUUUCCUAUCUGUUUUAAUUUAUGAAUGAAAAACUCUUUAUUUAGAGAGCUCAGAAAAAAUUCUUUCCUGAAAUUCAAAAGCUGCAUGAUGAAAAGUUGAUGGAAGACAUAGCAACAAAUUCUGCAUACCUUCACCUUCCUGUGCAUUACCGCUCUUAUUAGGUAGCAGUCCGAUUCUUCACUUACAUGGUGAUAGAAAUUUAUUAAUACCAUAUAGUACAAGGACUAUUGGCCCACACUUUGUUUGAAAAAUGAUAUUUUUAAGAAUUAGUCUUAUCAGAAAACAGGUUCACUAUUUUUACACAGUUUACAGGGAACACUCAAUGAGUGUGUUUAUUCCAGAUAAGGGUUUUAUAGAAGAAUUGCUUUGUGUUUACAUCAAUCCAUCGUGUAAAUGUGAUAAUUAUGUAUGAGAAUUUGGUCAUAUCUCCAGUAGAUUCUUUGACAAAGUGUUAUUUCAAGAUCUUUUUGUAUAAUAAAAGCAUACUAUAUUGUAAAUGGAUUUUAUAACUGACUAACAAUGCAGUGAAUCAUUACACCUACCUGCAAAAGCAGUUUUUCAUAAAUGUCUGUACAAAUGGUCCAGUUUGUUUUAUGAUAAAGAUUAUAAAUAAAUCCAUUUUGUACAUUAGAUGAAAAGUUAAGCUACUAAGGAAAAGACAUGCUACAACAUUCUAUUUUUACUAUUUCAGAAACAUCUACAUGAGGAUGGAUAAAUUUAUUUUAUUAAUAUGUAAUUUAUCUAUAUAUGUGUGUGUGGUUAAUAAACAUAAUUUCAGUAAGAUUCUUUUGGAAUUGAGUACAGGGUCUUUCAAGCUGUUCUUUGUGUACUAAGCCACCCACAACCCUGUGUCUUUUGUUUCCAUAGAAACAAUUUUCAAGUUCUUUUACACUUGAACUAAGGGUGUUGAGAUCAAAUGCAAAAAACAGAUCUUUCUCAGCUCAAUUUUUGGAUGAAUCAUAAUUGGUUUCCUUGUUAGUUGUAUUCAUAAGUUUUUCUUUAAUCACAUUAAUGUUCUUUAUAUAUACAGACUGUUAAACAUUUAAUUUAUAUUUUGUUGUUGUGCACUAUUGUGUGUUGUUGAUAUAAGUGGAUUUCAUAUCAGAUUGUAUUACCAUGUUUAUAUGUUUUGCUAAGAGGGCUUUUAUAAAAUCUUCACUGCAAUGUUUUAAAAUAGAUUUGUCAUCAUUGAGAACCUAUAGUAUAUAUCUAUAGUAAUGGACUGCAGUGCUUUUGUGCAACUGAAAUAUUUAAUUUUUAUGUAAAAGGAAUAUUAAACAGACUUAAGCAUUCCAUUGUUGUUAUGCCAAAAACCCACAAGUAGAAUCCAAAUAUCAAAGAAUCAAAAUUUUAUUUUUGUUUUUUUCUCUGCAGCAGUGAAAUUGUACUUACCACAUGGAUAACAUAGCCCUUAGAUGUAUUGAUAACUAUCACAAGGACUGCUUACAGAUUUUGUCAGUUAAUUUAGCCGGUUUUCCCAAUAGUAAUACAGGCUUCAUUAAAAGUUACACCAUGACCUUGAGGUUCUAUAGUCUUCUCUAUCCCUAUAUUCAUGCUUUCCUUGCUGAUUAGUCAAGCAAGUCCAUGCUAAUUGGGCAGCUGACUCCCUUCUUGUACACUUUUCUCUGCAGAAAUUUUGUUCACCUGUGAAAUAUAGAUUUAGCUACCUACACACAGCUUAAAAUCAGUAGUAAUACUUAACAAAAGGAAUUUUAGGUUGAUGUUCAGACCAUAAAAUAAUUUUCUAUCUCUUAUUUCCACUAUGAGUAUAAACUACAACUUUCUGGUAAGUAAACUUUCAUGUAUUAGUCAUUGUUUUGGGGCAUUCCAUCAGUGCCACAUACUGUAACCUGCACAAUAAAAACUUGUCACUGUGCACUAAUGAUCUUCAGGCUUCUUCCCUGAAAUGAAUAUCUGAGGAGUUUUUAAAACUACACUAUGAAACAGGAAUUGAUUAAUAAAAAUGUUUGCUACCUUAAAAAAAAAUCAGCAUAGUUAAAAUAUGUGUGAUUUGGCUAACAUAUCAGCUUUGUUGCUAAACCAGAAGUCAAAAGCUUCUGUGAUCCUAACAAUUCACAGAAGUAUGUUUCAAAGUAAUACUCUGUUAAAUAUGUGCCCCCUUUCAUCCCCCUAUCAGAGAUGAUGUGGCCUCUUGGAUGAUUUGUCACUUUCAUGUUAUCUUCUUAAAUUAUUUACUUCAGAUAUAUUUUGAAAGAGUUUCUGGAAUGGUGAAAAAUGUUAUUUCUGUGUGUGUGCUUGGGUGUGUGAGACAAUAUGUAACUUGCAUUGUUAUCAAAUGGUUGCUAAAGGUUGUGGAAAACUGUCAAAAUUAAGGGUUGUCACUCUAUCAUCUAUCUUCUAUCUAAAAGUGCAUGUACAUUUUUGAGUGGAAAAGAGUUAGUUCUUGAAAAGAAGAUUCGAACUUUCAUGCAACUUUGCCCAGGAACAAAGUAUGUCAGUGAGAAAUUUCAUGACCUUCAGCAAUGAUCACAUUAUCAUGGAAGUUGGGAAGGUCCACAUUUGGCUUGUUCAAUUUUUGGUGGGGAUGAGGCAUCACUUUUUGAGCAGAAAUCUUUACCAACGGAAAAAGAUUAUCUUUAUAAAGUACACUUCAUUAACUAUUUAUAACAGUUGUAUGAUUGCCUAAAUAUUGUAAAUUAUCUAAUGCAUUUUAUUGUAGCACAAAUGAUUUGUGGUGUGAAUAAAUGUUGAUUUUUUUUUUGGUAAUAAUGCUAUAGGGUAUUGUAAUAGAUGGGUGAACAUGAAGGAUACAAAAUACAAGUACUUUCUUAAAGGUUUUAAAAAUGCAUAAUAUUAUUUACUAAUGUUGUAUGCACAGACAGCAGACAGCUGUUGCAAGUCAUGCUGAUCUCAAGUCCUGCCAAUGGUGUUUUGUUUCUAAUUAGUAAUAUAUAUAUUUUUGGAGGGUUAGUAGAAAAGGUCUGAUUUUAAUUUUUCAGUUUGAUUCAUGCCCAUGCCUUAUUUGUGAAAACUGUCCGAAAGAACAAGUUUUUAAAAAAUGCAGAAUACUUUGUUAAUACUUGAAUACUAUUCCAUACUUAAGUGAUUAGUCAUGUUCUUUUUCUAUAAAAUUCUUAAAAGAGGACAGGU
Pomacea canaliculata is the source of this 6229-nucleotide messenger RNA. RefSeq names its product dTDP-glucose 4,6-dehydratase-like. Lineage: Eukaryota; Metazoa; Mollusca; Gastropoda; Architaenioglossa; Ampullariidae. The record is from RefSeq and is a predicted model, not a curated record. The transcript has 3 exons. The coding region runs from base 371 to 1363 and encodes 330 amino acids.